AUGGAAAGAAAUAAAGAGAUCGUAGCUGGAGCUACGUUCAUGUACAUCGUAUACAUAGAGUUAGAUUAUGAUAAGAUGAUGACGUACUGCCUGAUCACAAGCCUUUCCCCAUUUGCACUCGUCAUGGGAUCGAUUUCGUUCCUGUUACUCCUUCAAGUCACGGCGGUGAUCACCUUCGAAAUUUUGAUGAGGAUCAAUAAGGCGAAGAAACGAGACUUGCUGCAUAGCCGAAAUGCACACUUCAAUGACGGUGUAAUAUCGAAGCUGUACCAAGUUCGAGAAAAUGUUAGGUAA
Cooperia oncophora is the source of this 294-nucleotide messenger RNA. The record is from the annotation of a GenBank genome assembly. Lineage: Eukaryota; Metazoa; Nematoda; Chromadorea; Rhabditida; Trichostrongylidae.